AUGGCGAUUCUUCAAAAUUUGCCAGCCGAGAUUUUCUCGGAAAUCGCUAAACAUUUGGAUCACAAUUCGGUGCAGAGAUUUUUGCGAACAAAUCGACGAUUGCAUAAAUUUGUGAAAGGCGAUAGAUACAAUUUCGCAAAAGUCGACAUCGAUUUGGUGAUCAAUUUGAAUAAGGAAAAGAAUGACGUGAUGUCGAUUUCAAUUCGGAAAAGCGAUCGGAAAAAUGGCGGUUUCAAGAGGAGUCAAGAGUUUCAAUCAACCACAGAAUUGGAUGUGAUGGUGUUCCGAAAAAGCGCUUCAAAAUCUCCUCUUCCCUCCGUUUGUCUCACUUCAAUUAAGGCUCCGUUUUUCUCGACAAAUAUCCCAAUAGAAAUCAACAAUGAGACAUUGAAAGGCUUGAUUACGGAUUUCCUAAAAGGAGCUCGUGAUUUCGACGCAAAUCUUGGCUGGAAUAUUCCCUGUAAAACGGAUUUAUUGAAUGAGAUUCUCGUUUUUAGUGGUCAAAAGUUUGAGACGAAAAUUUUAUUGGACAACGAGCAUCGGCCUUGUGGACGACUUUUUGAGUUGAAAAGAGACCGGCAAACGGGUUCAACGUUGCGUUUGAUGUGGACAGCGAGCUCGCUGAUUGUCAACGGAAUUUUGUUCACAUUGCGAGAAAAUUUCGAUUUUAUUGCCGUU
This is a messenger RNA of Mesorhabditis belari, 678 nucleotides long. NCBI's taxonomy places the organism in Eukaryota, Metazoa, Nematoda, Chromadorea, Rhabditida, Rhabditidae. The record is from the annotation of a GenBank genome assembly.